AUGAUAGUGUUGAAGUAUAUUGGUAGCGCUGGGAAACGCUUCCACACCUUUGUUGCAAACAGAGUGUCGGAUAUAAGAGAAGUCACAGACAUGAGGCAAUGGAGAUAUGUCAUCUCAGAGCAGAACCCGGCAGAUGAUGCAGCACGAGGAUCCUGGGUCCUGGGUCCAAGAUUUAUAACACUAUCUCCCGAGCAUUGGCCAAAGGCACCGCAGGUUGACAUGGGGCUCGAGGGCGAUCCUGAAGUGAAAGGGGACGUGACUUCACUGACCUCCAUAGUAGACAGGACCAAAGAACCCUUGCAAUGCCUGUGGGAAAAGUGCUCUUCUUGGCUCCAACUUCAAAAAGGAGUAUCUUGGAUCCGGAGGAUUAUCAACGUCCUCAAAGAUAAAAUACCGACAGCAAACAUCACCAUGUUACGUGUGUCAGAGUUACGCCAAGCCAAGACAGUAAUUUUUAGAGCAAUAAAGAGAGAGCGGUGCCAAAAAGAAAUGAGGCUCAUUGCAAAGAAAAGGUUGACUCUCCAGAGUGAGCUAUAUCGUCUAGAACCAUAA
Messenger RNA from Homarus americanus (American lobster), 552 nucleotides. RefSeq lists its product as uncharacterized. The transcript has a single exon. NCBI's taxonomy places the organism in Eukaryota, Metazoa, Arthropoda, Malacostraca, Decapoda, Nephropidae. The record is from RefSeq and is a predicted model, not a curated record. The coding region runs from base 1 to 552 and encodes 183 amino acids.